AUGAAUACGAACAAGGCGGACACCCCCGACGAGGAAGACAUCUUGAAAACCCAUCUCGAUCUUCUCGAUCACCAGCCUGAGCGCGAUGAGCUGAACGAGAUCAAGACCACUCCGGUCUUUACGGAAAGACCAGUUUGGUCUCUUGGCCGCCUGGCUCUCCUCCAACAAGGCCAUCAAGGUUCGCGUCCUGUGCCCCUGAAGCAGCGGCUCGACCCGCUCGAGUCUUUCAUGGUCAGUGCCCACGCCGACGGGUACACCAUGAAGGACACAAAGCCGCAACAGCAGAGCCAAAAGCCAAAGGAGAGCAAAGCCAAGGGCACCAACCGGGAGCCCCGGAGCGGCCAGCUCACCAUCGUCGACUUGUCCUGUCCGUGCGUCACGGCGGAGAUGGCUUGCUCCCUGUUCAACAUCUGCCUGUCACUGUUCCUCGAGCAAAAGGCCGACGAUGUUGGCCGAGUGAUUGCCCUGGACGAAGCACACAAGUACAUGACCAACAGCGCGGAAUGCCAGGCCUUGACAGAAUCCCUCCUGGCAACCAUCCGGCUGCAACGCCACCUAGGAGCGAGAGUCAUCAUCCCGACGCAGGAACCGACCAUCUCCCCCAAACUGUUGGACUUGUGCAGCGUGACGAUUGUGCACAGAUUCACCUCUCCCGACCGGCUGACCGCCUUGGGGAGACACCUGGCGGGGCGUGCAAUCUGGCGGGAGAUUAGUGGCCCAUCGCCAUUGAUUUCCUUCCUCCAUUAG
Podospora anserina S mat+ is the source of this 747-nucleotide messenger RNA. RefSeq lists its product as uncharacterized. The transcript is spliced from 4 exons. Bases 1 to 747 code for a protein of 248 amino acids. The record is from RefSeq and is a predicted model, not a curated record. NCBI's taxonomy places the organism in Eukaryota, Fungi, Ascomycota, Sordariomycetes, Sordariales, Podosporaceae.